AUGAAUAUGUUCAACAACCAUCUCCUUCUGUACUACUGGACUACCAUAUGCCUUUUCAAUCUAUUAGCAGCUUUGAUAGCUGCUGAAGAUGUCACAAACAGCACUUUAAACAAUACUCACACUCUCUUAGGAUCUGUGCCUGCGGUCAUCUACAGAGUCGAUCACAUUACAGUGAAAGAAGGUUACAGUGCCUUGAUUGACUGUAACAUUCAGGGUCACCCGGGGCCAGAGUAUGAGUGGUACAACUCCAAUGGCCAUUUGCUGACAGAAGAUGAGGAUGGAGCAGGAAAAUGGAUUCUUGACAACGGCCAACUAAACAUUACCAGUGUUUCGUUUGAUGAUCGAGGAAAAUAUACGUGUGUUGCUUCUAACAUCUAUGGCCGAGUAAAUAACACUGUUACUCUGAGGGUUGUCUUCACCUCUGGUGAUAUGGGGAUCUACUACAUGAUUGUAUGCCUUGUAGCUUUUACCGUUGUUUUGAUCUUAAAUAUUACAAGGCUGUGCAUGAUGAGCAGCCACUUGAAGAAGACUGAGAAAGCCAUCAACGAAUUCUUCCGGACAGAAGGAGCCGAGAAAUUGCAGAAAGCUUUUGAAAUCGCUAAACGCAUCCCAAUCAUCACCUCAGCAAAAACUCUUGAGCUUGCUAAAGUCACGCAGUUCAAGACCAUGGAGUUCGCCCGUUACAUUGAGGAACUGGCAAGGAGUGUUCCACUUCCACCUCUCAUCAUGAACUGCAGGACAAUAAUGGAAGAAAUUAUGGAGGUGGUGGGACUAGAGGAACAGGGGCACAACUUUGUAAGGCAUUCGGCUGUAGGACAGGAGACCACUGAGACAGAAGAGAUGUACAUGAUCCCUAGUGCUCUGAAGCGCAGAGACUCUCUCACCGCUGACUCCGACGCAUCCUCUGUGCAUGAACCGCCUCUCAAGAUUGCGAUCAAAGUGUCCAUUCACCAGUUAGCUAGAAAGGACUGUGUGGAUGACCAGUCACAAGACAGUAUCCAGUUAGAAAUUAAAGAAGAGAGUGAAGAAGAGGAGAUUGCCCAAGAACCAGCACAAGCACCUGAUCCAGACUCGGACACAGAGACUCCUGUGGAACCAAAUCCUACUGACACACCUCUGCAAAGUGACAAGGACACGUGCAUUGUUUACGAAAGCCAUGUAUGA
Molecule: messenger RNA, 1164 nt
Organism: Euleptes europaea (tarantolino)
Lineage: Eukaryota; Metazoa; Chordata; Lepidosauria; Squamata; Sphaerodactylidae
Gene: MFAP3L
Product: microfibril associated protein 3 like
Exons: 2
Coding region: 1-1164 (387 amino acids)
Source: RefSeq, a predicted model, not a curated record